Molecule: messenger RNA, 396 nt
Organism: Ostreococcus lucimarinus CCE9901
Lineage: Eukaryota; Viridiplantae; Chlorophyta; Mamiellophyceae; Mamiellales; Bathycoccaceae
Exons: 1
Biological process (GO): protein peptidyl-prolyl isomerization
Cellular component (GO): chloroplast
Molecular function (GO): peptidyl-prolyl cis-trans isomerase activity
Source: RefSeq, a predicted model, not a curated record
AUCGUGCGGAGAGAUCCAUCGGAGCCAGAGCCCGAACCCAAGGCGCGGUUGGUGAGUGUGCGAGGGAAAUUUGAGACGGUGUACGAUCCGCCGCCACCGCCGCCGAACGGGACGGGGUUUACGAUUACGUUGAGAGCGGCGCCGGAAUUGGACGCGACGAACGUCGUCGUCGGUCGAGUCGUGAGCGGAGACGAGGUUUUGGAGGAGAUCAGUCAGCUUCCGACGGUGAAAGAUAACACGAGCUCGCCAUUCUUUGCGGUGGCGAAGUCGAUAGGGGAUAAGCGAGCGCUCGUCGCGGAACAAGCGUUCCGAAAGCCUUUCAGGAAAGUCCAAUUCAUGAAGUGCGGCGUCGUUGCGAAGAGCGCGCCCGCGAGCGAAGACGAGGCUCCCCAGUGA